ACCAACUCGGCCAUAUCAACUUGUUGUUCAACAGUGACACAACAAAACCUAAGUCUUUUCCUUUGCUCUCUCGUCUCCUGUCUUCCUUGAGUACCCGUUGAAGGUCCGUCAGAGAAGCAGUACUUAUGAACAUUCUUACAUUCCAUCGAUUGUAAUUGCUUUCUUCAUCCCAAUCGAUACAAAACCAUAUGCAAUCUGCCUGUUCUUCUGUUUCCAAAUCCCUCAAUCUAUCUCCUCCAAUUUGUUUUUUUCGUUAGCUUACCAAUCUCCUAAUGAACCCUCCUCUGCUUCCGAGGCACGUAGCUGCGGUUAUAAAAUGCCAGAGAGACCCAAUGAAAGCGUUACAGAUCUUCAACUCGAUGAAAAAGGAGGAAACUUUCAAGCACACUCUGUCCACCUACCGCAGCGUGAUUGAAAAGCUCGGCCUUUACGGUAAAUUCGACGCCAUGGAGCAAGUUUUAGUUGAUCUGCGGCGGAACAUCGGCAACCAUAUGCUCGAAGGUGUCUACGUCGGUGUAAUGAAAAGCUACGGUAAGAGAGGGAGAGUUCAAGAAGCUGUUAAUGUCUUCGAAAGGAUGGAUUUUUAUGACUGUGAGCCGACGGUUUUCUCUUACAACGCUAUCAUGAGUGUGUUGGUUGAUGGUGGGUACUUUGAUCAAGCGCACAAGGUGUAUAUGAGGAUGAAGGACAGAGGGAUAACGCCUGAUGUGUACUCGUUUACGAUUAGGAUGAAGUCGUUUUGUAAAACGGGUAGGCCUCACGCUGCGUUGAGGCUUCUUGGUAACAUGUCUUCUCAGGGGUGUGAGGUGAGUGCGGUUGCGUAUUGCACGGUGGUUGGUGGGUUUUACGAGGGGGAUUUUAAGGUGGAGGCGUUUGAGUUGUUUGGAAAGAUGCUUGGAGCAAAUGUUUCUCUUUGCGUUAGUGCGUUUAAUAAGGUUAUGCACGUUCUUUGCAAGAAGGGAGAUGUUGAGGAGUGUGAGAAGCUGUUGGAGAAAGUUAUUAAAAGAGGGGUUUUACCGAAUCUGUUUACUUAUAAUUUUUAUAUCCUAGGGCUUUGUCAGAGAGGUGAGGUUGAUUCUGCUGUUCGUACGGUGGGUUGUCUUAUAGAGAAUGGACCAAAGCCUGAUGUUGUCACGUAUAACAAUCUGAUAUGUGGUUUAUGCAAGAGUGCCAAGUUUCAGGAGGCGGAGUUUUACUUAGGGAAGAUGGUGAACCAAGGGCUUGAGCCUGAUGGUUUUACAUAUAACACGUUAAUAGCUGGCUAUUGUAAAAGUGGAACGGUGCAGCUUGCGGAAAAGAUUCUAGGUAACGCUGUUUUCAACGGCUUUGCGCCUGAUGAGUUUACAUACCGCUCAUUGAUUGAAGGACUGUGUCACGAAGGCGAAACGAACCGUGCUUUAGCCUUGUUUAACGAGGCCUUAGGGAAAGGAAUAAAGCCUAAUGUGAUUCUUUACAACACGCUGAUCAAAGGGUUGGCCAAGCAUGGUUUGAUUCUGGAGGCUGCUCAGCUAGCGACUGAAAUGUCUGAGAAGGGUUUGAUCCCCGAGGUGCAGACUUUUAACAUACUCGUGAAUGGAUUGUGCAAGAUGGGAUGUGUUAAUGAUGCUGAUGGUCUUGUUAAAGUCAUGAUCUCCAAAGGGUACUUUCCUGACGUUUUUACGUUCAAUAUCUUGAUUCAUGGUUACUCUACAGAGCUGAAAAUGGAAAGGGCGCUUGAGAUGUUGGAUGUUAUGAUAGACAAUGGCGUUGUUCCUGACGUGUAUACUUACAACUCUUUGUUGAACGGUCUCUGCAAGACGUCCAAGUACGAAGAUGUGAUGGAAACGUAUAAAACGAUGGUGGAGAAAGGUUGUGGUCCUAACGUAUUCACGUUUAAUAUACUUCUGGAGAGUCUAUGCAGAUACAAGAAACUAGAUGAAGCCUUGGGGUUGCUUGAGGAAAUGAGAAGGAAGAGUGUGGAGCCAGACGCGGUUACGUUUGGAACGUUGAUCGAUGGAUUCUGCAAAAACGGAGACUUGGAUAGAGCGUACAAGCUACUCCGGGAGAUGGAAGAGAUUCACAAAGUCUCAAGCUCAACGGCGACGUAUAACAUCAUCAUCCGUGCUUACACUGAGAAGUUAAAUGUUGCUAUGGCCGAAAAGCUUUUCCGAGAGAUGGUUGGUCGUUGUCUUGUUCCUGAUGGAUACACGUACCGGGUUAUGGUUGAUGGUUAUUGCAAAACGGGAAAUGUUGAUUUGGGGUACAGGUUUUUGAUGAGGAUGAUGGAAGAUGGGUUUGUUCCAUCGCUCACAACGCUUGGACGUGUGAUAAACUGUCUUUGUGUGGAGGAUAGAGUUUUUGAGGCUGCUGGUAUUAUCCAUCGGAUGGUUCAGAAAGGGGUGGUACCUGAGGCUGUGAACACUAUUUUUGAUAUUGACAAAAGGGAGGUGGCUGCUCCUAAGCUUGUCUUGGAGGAUCUGUUGAAGAAGGGGUGUAUUACGUAUUAUGCUUACGAACUUCUUUUUGAUGGCCUUAGAGAUAAAAGGCUACGCAAGAAAAAGGGGUUCACAGUUGUAGCCGUAUGAAUCUGAUGCAGUGGCUUGUAACUCAACCACUGGGCUAAGUAGCUAAUGCCCCAAGUUGGUAACUCAACCACUGGGCUAAGUAGCUAAUGCCUCAAGUUGGAUUCAGUUUUAUUUUUGGUUCUGUAUGGAUACUCGGAGAAAGAAGUUAUCUGCUUUGGUUCCAUUUCUUCUUUCCCUUUAUGGUGAUGCUUGGCACCAGUGUGAAAGAAGCUGUAGUGACUGUGAGAAGCUGCACGAGCCUGCUGGAGAUGCUCUUGUCUAUAUUUCUGGAGAAAGGUCACCAACCUAUCAUGUGGCACUUCAACUUCUUUGAUCACAGGCAGCUUUUGCAGCUGCUCUAUCCAGUUGUAUAAAGUUGGAGUGUUCACUGGAUCAAUGAUCUCUACACCUAUUGAUUCAUGAAAAACUUUGUGGACUCCAAAACUAGCGAUGAUGGUGAUGUCCAAAAGCCCUACAUCAUCAUUCUCUCUGAUGAUUUUAUUCGGGAAAUGCUUCUUGAGUCCCUCUUCGAGAACUCUGAAUCUCUCUCUAGCCACUUCCACAGACCUUGUUGCAGCUUCGCCCUUUUGAUACAGUACUCGAGCCACGACGUCAAACACCUGCUACAAGAGAAAACAGUCAUUUUUCUACAGUAACCUUAUCAAUCUGAUGAGAGAAUAGAUCCGGGAAAAUACCUGCUGGUUUAUGUAGCUGACCCAGAACCGAACCUGGGCCCUUUCAUAAGGAUCCUCAUGGUAGAAACGAGGAGAGUUCUUCCAGGUUUCAUCGAUGUAGUCAAGAAUCACUUGUGUAUCAGCCACUGGCUUACCAUCAUGGACAAGAAGAGGAAUCUUCUUGAGAACAGGGUUGAGUUGAAUCAGAGACUCUGUCUUGUUCUUUAAAUCUUCUUCAACGUACUCGUAGGAUAUGCCCUUGAGUUUAAGGGCGAUCUCGACCCUCUUGGAGUAUGUGCUUGCCCACAUCCCAUGUAAUAUCACUUUGCUCUUCUUUUCCUCCAUCCCCUCUCUUUAUCAAUUCUUUAAUCAUAUGAAACCCUUUAUUUAGGGAUACAACUUUGUAGAAAAAGAAAACUCUUAAAAUAUAAAAAAGGAAAACUUGAAAACCAA
Messenger RNA from Brassica rapa (field mustard), 3670 nucleotides. Its product is annotated as putative pentatricopeptide repeat-containing protein At1g74580. Gene Ontology annotation, molecular function: protein binding. Lineage: Eukaryota; Viridiplantae; Streptophyta; Magnoliopsida; Brassicales; Brassicaceae. The record is from RefSeq and is a predicted model, not a curated record.